This is a messenger RNA of Lagenorhynchus albirostris (white-beaked dolphin), 3403 nucleotides long. RefSeq names its product Myb/SANT DNA binding domain containing 4 with coiled-coils (gene MSANTD4). Bases 560 to 1597 code for a protein of 345 amino acids. The transcript has 7 exons. The record is from RefSeq and is a predicted model, not a curated record. NCBI's taxonomy places the organism in Eukaryota, Metazoa, Chordata, Mammalia, Artiodactyla, Delphinidae.
UGUUGCGUUGUGGAGGAGGUUGCUAGGGAAGUGGAGGCUCCGCGGCCGGUGGUUGCUAGCGUGGCAGCGUCAGGUAGCUGCCCCCCCGCUGCCGGCUCUGGACCUGGCCCUGCGGCGUAGCAGACUACGACGUUCAGGAGAAAUACCAGUCGCAGCUGCCGCCUGACCUGGGAGGGUAGGGAGGGCCCAAGCCGCUGAAACAAGGCUGCGAAGGUUUUUCGGCCGCCCAGUCGCGACUCUAAUUUAAUAUGCGGAGCGGGGACUCUUCCAGUUUGCCCCACAUACUACCAGGUGCAGCCAUUGCUCUGUGGCAGAGUCAUGGGCGCGCCCCCUACUACUGACUGACCUCCCAGGAAUUCAGCCUUCCUGGAUUCUCCCAAGGGGAGCUGCUCCAAAGGAAGAGGAAUCAUCCAUCCUGCCUGUGCUAUUGGAUGAAUGGAAAACUCUGAUUUAAACAAAGUACUAACAAGGAAUUGUCCUUGAUUUCUGUACUUCGUAGCAUUCCUCAGAAUUCUUUUUACAUCUUUUCUUACUGUAAAAACUGCAUUUAAGUUAGAAAAUGAAGCAAUUGAAAAGGAAAAGGAAAAGCAAUUUCAGUGUACAAGAAACUCAGACCCUUUUGAAAGAAAUUACAAAAAGGAAAGAAGUCAUUUUUUCCAAGCAGCUCAAUACAACAAUUAAUGUGAUGAAGCGAAUGGCUUGGGAGGAGAUUGCACAGUGUGUGAAUGCUGUAGGAGAAGGAGAACAGAGAACAGGGACAGAAGUGAAAAGGAGGUACCUUGACUGGCGAGCACUUAUGAAGAGAAAGAGGAUGAAGGCGAACAUUAAGCUAGUUGGUUCGGGGUUUCCCCUUCCCACAUCCGAUUUAGAUGAUUCUCUCACUGAAGAGAUAGAUGAAAAGAUUGGAUUCCGAAAUGAUACAAAUUUUGAUUGGCAAAAUGUGGCAGAUUUCAGGGAUGCAGGUGGAUCCUUAACUGAGGUCAAAGUGGAAGAGGAAGAAAGAGAUCCACAGAGUCCUGAAUUUGAGAUUGAAGAGGAAGAAGAAAUGUUGUCAUCAGUCAUACCAGAUUCCAGGAGGGAAAGUGAACUUCCUGAUUUCCCCCACAUUGAUGAGUUUUUUACUCUGAAUUCAACACCAUCUAGGUCUGCAUAUGAUGAGCCCCAUUUGCUUGUAAACAUAGAGAAACAGAAACUAGAAUUGGAAAAACGACGGCUUGAUAUUGAGGCUGAAAGACUGCAGGUAGAGAAGGAACGCCUACAGAUUGAGAAAGAGAGGCUGCGACAGUUAGACAUGGAGCAUGAGCGGCUUCAGCUGGAGAAGGAGCGGCUGCAGAUUGAAAGAGAGAGGUUGAGGUUACAGAUAGUCACCUCAGAGAAACCAUCUUUGGAAAAUGAACUUGGUCAAGGAGAAAAGUCCGUAUACCAACCACAGGAUAUAGAAACAGAGAAGUUAAAACUUGAGAGAGAACGCUUGCAACUAGAAAAAGAUAGGCUGCAGUUUUUAAAAUUUGAAUCAGAGAAGCUGCAGAUUGAAAAGGAGCGCUUACAAGUAGAGAAAGAGAGACUACGAAUGCAGAAGGAAGGACACUUGCAGUGAUCUAUCUAGAUCUCCAUUUAUCAAUCGUUUGUAAACCAUAGGCUUAGAUAAUAUAAAAACGGUAGCAGGAUUAGCUGUAUUUUUUUUUUUCCUGUUUAGUAUUAGUAUUUUCAGGGCUUCCCUGGUGGCGCAGUGGUUGAGAGUCCACCUGCCGAUGCAGGGGACACGGGUUUGUGCCCCGGUCCGGGAAGAUCCCACAUGCCGCAGAGCGGCUGGGCCCGUGAGCCAUGGCCGCUGAUCCUGCGCGUCCGGAGCUUGUGCUCCACAAUGGGAGAGGCCACAACAGUGAGAGGCCUGCGUACCGCAAAAAAAAAAAAAAAAAUUGGUGUUUUCAAUAGGAAAAAGAUAGUUAUUUUGAUGCUCAGUGAUGAGGGUUGAGGUUGUGAAGCCUGGAAAAGAGCUUUAUCAUGGAUUUGUUUUAAUGGCGAUGGCAGGAGUUCAAGAGCGAAAGAAGUGAUUCUCAAAGUGUCUUGAGGUCAAGGCUCAGGACUGGCACUUCACUUCUGCUGCACGAUACUGGCCAAAAACAAAUCAUCGGGUCAGACCAGAGUUGACAGGGACAAAGCAUCUAUGGAACCAGUCCAGAAAAAGGGUUCUCAUCGUUCAGACCUUCUUGUUGUACAACUAAAAGCCUGGCAGCUGGUGUUCAUCUUUCCUUUUCAAGGCUCAGGGCUUCCCUGGUGGCACAGUGGUUAAGAAUCCGCCUGCCAAUGCAGGGGACACAGGUUUGAGCUCUGGUCCGGGAAGAUCCCACAUGCCGUGAAGCAACUAAGCCCAUGUGCCCCAACUACUGAGCCUGUGCUCUAGAACCUGAGAGCCACAACUACUGAGCCCGUGUGCUGCAACUACUGAAGCCUGUGUGCCUAGAACCUGUGCUCCACAACAAGAGAAGCUACCACAAUGAGAAGCCCACGCAUCGCAACGAAGAGUAGCCCCCGCUCACCACAACUAGAGAAAGCCUGCGCACAGCGAUGAAGACCCAACACAGCCAAAAAUAAAAUAAAUUAAUUUUAAAAAUAAUUUUUAAAAAUUCAUGCAAAACUCUUGAUAAACAAAAUAUGAAAUUUUGAAAACUUAAAAAUUGACAUAGUAAAACAAAUGGUACCUUGCUACCUUGCAAAAGAAGUUUCAGUAAGCUGAAGUUAAUUAAAAAUUAUUGAAGAUGUUUACUUAUUUUAAAAAAGUGUCAAAAAUGUCAAUUCUCUCAAUUGAAAAGAAGAUAAAGAAGUUAAUUUUGAAAGUACUAUGAGUUUGUUUGAUUAAAGCCAAGAAAGUAAAAACGUGAUACAGGGGCUUCCCUGGUGGCGCAGUGGUUGGGAGUCCGCCUGCUGAUGCAGGGGACACAGGUUUGUGCCCUGGUCUGGGAAGAUCCCGCAUGCCGCGGAGCGGCUGGGCCCGUGAGCCAAGGCUGCUGAGCCUGCGCAUCCGGAGCCUGUGCUUCACAACAGGAGAGGCCACAACAGUUAGAGGCCCACGUACAGCAAAAAAAAAAAAAAAAAAAGGUAAUACAUUUUGUUUUGAUAUAAAUAAAAUAUUUAAACCUAAAAUAAUAUUGUUGGUUUAAUACAUCUAUUUUUUAAAUUUUCAAUAUUUUUUCAACUACCUUAAUAUUCUAUAAUAAAAGCUAACCAUUACAAACAAAAAACUUACAUAGGGACAUUUUUUCUUUUACUUCACAGUCUCAUAUGGCUUGACAUGGAGCUCUCUGAAUAUUAUCUUUGUUUAAAAUUUUGAUGUUUUAUCAAAAUGUUUUGUAGCAAUUUUGAUUUUUAAAAGAAUAUUGCAAUAAAAUAUUAUUUAACUUGA